This is a messenger RNA of Tremella mesenterica DSM 1558, 1588 nucleotides long. RefSeq lists its product as uncharacterized. Gene Ontology annotation, cellular component: plasma membrane; endomembrane system; SNARE complex. Gene Ontology annotation, molecular function: SNARE binding; SNAP receptor activity. The record is from RefSeq and is a predicted model, not a curated record. Gene Ontology annotation, biological process: vesicle fusion; intracellular protein transport; exocytosis. Bases 426 to 1448 code for a protein of 340 amino acids. Lineage: Eukaryota; Fungi; Basidiomycota; Tremellomycetes; Tremellales; Tremellaceae. The transcript is spliced from 7 exons.
GAUUCUUUCCAACUGGCAACACGACUCAGGAUCAACGGUCAAAGAAAGACUUUGACUCCUUGCUCCGAGUUCUGCCUCCUUUGCUUCGAGAGACAAUUGGAGUAUUUAUCAUCCUUUGAACGAGGUCACAAAGCACUCUCUCAAACGGAAACCCCCUUGUUCCCACCAGACGGGUUCAAUACCCAAAUCGUCUAUUUGUCCACGUACAUACUCGACGUCUCAUCCCAAGGCGGAACUUUGACCAGCCUCAGUCGUUCUCAAUCCUCACAUCUCCUACACCGCUAUUCGUAUCCUUCCGGACUUCGACCACAUCUUGUAUAAUCCCUCCACGGACAUAUACGCGCCCAUUUUCUCACACACCCUUAGCAGCUGGUCCUGCCAUUUCCUACUUUAAUUUCUAAUCUUCUUUUCGAUCAUUCAUCAAUAUGGCUAGAGAUCGUCUUGCCGGCGUUCAACGCAACUAUGGUGAUGCUUCUGCCCCUGCUCCAACUGCUUAUCCUCCUCAACAGAACGCCUAUCCUCCUCAAUCAAACGCUUAUCCACCUCCUUCGAACGGGGUUAUCGGUCAAACUAGAGGUCCCAACCCUUAUGCGCAGCAGAACGCCCCGCCAGCCAACCCGUAUGUUCAGAACAAUCAGCAGUAUGGACAACAACAGGGGUAUGAUGCUGGAGGUGGGAUGAACGGAGGGGGUGACUUUUGGGCAGAGCUGAGCUCUACCAAUGCCUUGUUAUCAACUUUGGAGCAGCAAAUAAAAGCUUUGAAAAGUGCCCAUGACCAAUCUUUGGCAUCAACCGAUAGUCAAGCCACCAACUACGCGGCACAGCUCACUGAAGAAGCUCGUGCCACCCGUGAACAAUGCAAGAAUCAAACGAAACGUCUAUUCAAGCUUGCCAAAGGUGACAAAGCGAUGAAAAAUCAAGCCGAAGUAGUCAAGCAGCGCUUCACUGCUCUUCUCAACGAACAUCAAGUGGUAGAGAAAGAUUAUCGACAAAAGCUCAAGCUACGAGUCGAGCGUCAGUAUAGGAUCGUCAAGCCGGACGCGACACCAGAAGAGGUCAGACAAGUGGUGGACAGUGACAGCCCUCAAGUGUUUUCGGAUGCGUUGAUGACCUCUAACCGCUAUGGUACCGCCCGCACCGCCUACAGAGAAGUACAAGAACGACACGUCGAAAUCCAAAAGAUCGAGAAGACUCUUACCGAGCUGGCUCAGAUGUUUUCGGAGAUGGCCAUGCUCGUGGAACAACAGGAUGAGACGAUCGUCAAUGUUGAGACACAGGCUGCUGAUGUGGAUCAUAAUAUUGAAGCUGGUUUGCAACAGACCGAAAAGGCUGUGGAGUCUGCCCGAAAGGCGAGAAGGAAGAAGUGGAUCUGUUUCUGGAUCUGCGUGCUCAUCCUUGUCAUUGCUGGUUUGGCUAUCGGUCUGGCCAUUGGUUUGAAGAAGAAUUAAAUCAACCGUUCACCUCUUCCUCCCUCCCUCGCCGUUGCCGAAUCCUAUAUUGAAUACGACCUAUAAGCGCCAGUCCACGUGGCCGACUAAUAAAUGGAUGUUUUCUCUGUGCAGAAGAUGCUAUGCAUCGUGUGAUUCCC